CAUGACAAUAACCAUUAUUGGUUAUAUAUAUUUAAAUUAUUAUUUUAUUCAUCAAUUAGUUUACUGUACAAUUAAGAUUUAGUCAUUGCAAUACACUGUGAUGUGAAGAGGUUGCGGUAGGUCUUCAGAUGAAAUAUGCCACGGUCAUGGAGCAGUGCCAACAGAGCAGAUUAAUGCUGGGUUUCAGUGUAUAUGAUCCUGACACUUGUUUGUCUGUAUUUGAUUUUUGCUGACAGGCACAUGCUGAGCGAACAAAGCUGAGCCAUGCUGGAUCCAAGCCCUCCCUCUCUGAGAGCAGUCACUCACUCCCUCAGAUAGCCAUGAACAGCUGCAAGUACAAUGGAGGAGUGGUAAGGCCACUGGGAAGCCUGGCAGCAUCAAGACGCAACCUAGCAGAGCAUGACUCUGAGACCCAGCCGCUCCAGACUCUUCACAGCUCCGGCCUGGAAGUGGUUGUCUCCAAGGGCAGUGGCGAGGACCCCAGCAAGGCGUCCAAUGAGAGCCUGGUCCGAGAGAGUGGCAACGCACCACAGAAAAAAAAUAAAGAUAUUGGCUACAAGUUGGGCCACAGGAGGGCACUUUUUGAGAAGCGCAAGCGGCUUAGUGACUAUGCCCUGAUAUUCGGUAUGUUUGGGAUCGUUGUCAUGGUAACAGAGACUGAACUGUCUUGGGGGGUUUACACUAAGGAAUCUUCAUAUUCAUUUGCACUGAAAUGCCUUAUCAGCCUUUCCACUGUUAUUUUGCUUGGUCUUAUAAUAAUGUACCACGCUCGGGAAAUACAGCUGUUCAUGGUCGACAAUGGGGCGGAUGACUGGAGGAUAGCCAUGACAUAUGAGCGCAUCUUCUUCAUUGUCCUGGAGCUGCUGGUGUGUGCUAUUCACCCAAUCCCGGGCCAGUAUGUGUUCACAUGGACGGCCCGGCUGGCUUUCACCUACGUGCCCUCCGUGGCAGACGCCGACGUAGACAUCAUCCUUUCCAUCCCCAUGUUCCUCCGCCUCUACCUGAUUGGCCGGGUCAUGCUCCUUCACAGCAAACUCUUCACAGACGCAUCCUCACGCAGCAUAGGUGCCCUCAACAAGAUCAACUUUAACACUCGAUUCGUCAUGAAGACCCUUAUGACCAUCUGCCCGGGCACCGUUCUGCUGGUCUUCAGCAUCUCCUCCUGGAUCAUCGCAGCCUGGACCGUUCGGGUCUGUGAAAGGUAUGGCACCACAGCGAUUGUGAUCCCAAGCUACACAGCUAUACCCCUCCCCUCCACUCGUUCUCUCUUGCUCUCUUUUUCUGUCUCUGUCUCUCGCUCUCCUCUCUGCAUCUCCCACUCACUCAUUCCCUCCAGGAGCAUCUCCAACAGCCUCACGCUGCUUGUAUGAAGAGCUUUUCUCCCAUCAGCUCUGCGAUUGCACCACAAAUCCCAGUCCAUGUUUUGUAAGAAGUCUUAGCAAUUGUUAAAUAAUUCAUGACUGCCUAAUUGUUUGUUUGCGGAAUGGUUUGUUUUGGUAAUCUUGAGGAGCCCCAGGGAUACCCACUUCAAAAACUGCAUCAUCAUGAUCUCAUCCCAUGAGGCAGUGUAGAUUUUGAAAUAUUAAGGCACAUUAGGAAAUGGACAUAAAGAGCCUUGUUGGGCUAAAGCAGCACUGUGAUGGAUGGGUUAUAUAAAAAAGACAGUGAUCAUUAACUGUUUUAUCUGUACUCUGUCUUUGCCAUUCCUGCCUGUGUUACCUGCUUCUCCUUACCUUUACCUCUCCAACACAUGCCUUGUAUCAGAAUCAAUUUAACCACAAAUUAAACAUAAUUCAUUCAUUCAAUUCUUUGCAGAAACUUCAAGCUCCAUUCGCACUGUCAGCAACUUGCAAUAAAAAAAACCCAACUAAAAGCUAUUCGAUUUCAGUGAGAGUUGCCAAUGUCCAGUGAUACGACCACAUUGAGAAAUGUUUAUUCUAUCCAGACACGAAUGAGGUGAUGCAAUGCGGCAACCACUAAUAGGAAUACAGCGGAGUUUCACUUGAUUCAUCUCCUGUGAGAUACUGUAGGCAAGAUGUGAAUGUUACCCCAAGCAAUUAGAUUCAUAAACUGAUAAUUGUUUGUCUUGUUCAUUGCAUGAUGCAUUUAUGACCUGCUGCAAUUACUAGACAAACAUUUCUCUCUGCUGAAUGAUCAUUUUUAGCAGAAAGAGAACUGACAUUUUUACUGGCUAUGUAUUUAGUUUGUGAUGAGAUUUUCAAAAGCUAUGGCCAGUUAUGCAGCCCAGCAAUAAUAUGACACAGCAAAAAUUAGCGGUGAACAGUAGCCUAUAAAAUGCUGUCAGUGUGAACAAGGGCACUAGAAGUUUAGUAUGAAUAUAUAAUAGAGCGGAGUAAAAAGUUAUAUUCAGAUUAAUUGCGAUCUUCAUUCUCCUUUAAAAUUCUUGAUAGAUCAUGUACUCUAAGCUACGACAAAGAAAGGCAUAUUUUACCAGAGUUUGAAGAGAAUGUAAAAUAUUCAAAAGGUGUGUAUCAUGAUUUGGACUUCAGUAAUCGACAGUGCAUUCAGUGUAGUCCGAGUCACAAACAAAUGACUUUUUAAACAGAAAACAAAAACUAAAAUCAAAAUUUGACCAAAUUGGAAAAUAUAUUGACACCUAGCCUUGUCUCUUUCC
Messenger RNA from Carassius auratus (goldfish), 2635 nucleotides. RefSeq names its product small conductance calcium-activated potassium channel protein 2. The coding region runs from base 321 to 1370 and encodes 349 amino acids. The transcript has 3 exons. The record is from RefSeq and is a predicted model, not a curated record. Gene Ontology annotation, cellular component: membrane. Gene Ontology annotation, biological process: potassium ion transport. Gene Ontology annotation, molecular function: small conductance calcium-activated potassium channel activity. Lineage: Eukaryota; Metazoa; Chordata; Actinopteri; Cypriniformes; Cyprinidae.